CCUGACUUUAACAUUCAAUGACGUAGCAGCUGUAGCACUUCAGACUUCCUCGUUUGUUUUUAGAGCCGAACCGAAACCGUACGCCCCAUAUUCAGAAUGCAUCUAUCCAGGGUUGGACUUUACAUGAAGAGGAGAAAGCGGGGCUGCUCUAAAGUCUGAACAUUUAGUUGUCUUCCUCCAUCCGGCCGUCACUCUCUCUGCCUCUUCAGAUUGGCGCUCGUCCCCUCUUCCCUCGCCAACAUGCUUUGUUGGGGGAAUGCAAAAGACGGACAGCUGGGUAUCGGCAUUGAGAGGAACCCCAUGUUUGAGCCGAGGAACUGUCAUGUGUUCACUGGCAGGGGACUGAAAGAAAUAGCUUGUGGAGGGCAACACUCAAUGUUCCUUCUGCAUGAUGGUAGUGUGUACACAUGUGGUUCUAACAGCUGUGGACAGCUGGGCCACAGCAAACCAGGGACUUUCCCAGAGCUCGUAGGAGCUCUGGACACUCAGACGAUAACAAUGGUGUCGAGUGGUCGGUCCCAUUCAAUGGCGGUGAAUGAGCAGGGUCAAGUGUUUGCGUGGGGGGCCGGUGAAGGGGGCCAGCUCGGUCUGGGGACUGCAGAGGCGGCUGUUCGAAUCCCGAGGUUGGUCAAAAGGCUGUGUGAGCAGCGGAUCUCUCAAGUAAUGUGUGGGAAUCAGCACUGCAUUGCACUUUCUAAAGAUGGCCAGCUGUUCACGUGGGGCCAGAACACCAGCGGCCAGCUCGGCCUCGGGAAAGGAGAGCCCAGCAAGCGGUUCCCUCAUCCCCUGAAGUCUCUGUCGGGUAUUCCCUUGGCACAGAUAACCGCCGGGGGAGACCACAGCUUUGCCCUCUCCUUGUCCGGAGCUGUCUUUGGUUGGGGCAAGAACAAAGCUGGACAACUUGGUCUCAAUGAUAAACAAGAUCGAGCUGUUCCGUGCCACAUCAAAUUUUUGAGAUCUCAAAAAGUUUGCUAUAUCAGCUGUGGAAAUGAACAUACAGCAGCCCUCACAAAGGAUGGCGGCUUGUUCACGUUUGGUGAAGGCUCGUGGGGUCAGCUGGGUCAUGGCUCCACAAAUAAUGAACUUUUACCCAGACGAGUGCUGGAGCUCAUGGGCACUGAAGUGUCCCAGAUCACCUGUGGCAGGCACCACACGUUGGCGUUUGUUCCCUCCUCCGAUGUGGUGUAUGCAUUUGGUUGCAACAGCCUUGGCCAGCUGGGCACAGGACUACUGGGGGACGCCAGGAGCCCGCUUCCUGUGAAGGCCGGUUUCCUGACUGGAAAUCCACACAGAACCGAAUCAAAACAAUAUACAGUGACUAAAAUCAUCUGUGGAGGAGAUCAUAGCUUCUUAUUGCACUCUAAUGACCAGAGUUCUGUCAUCUCCGAAGACUUCAGAGUGAUCAAUGUCAGCAAAUCAAUCGCCCCAAUCAAUUAUGAACAAUUAAAUUCAUGGAGGUUAAAGCUGAUGUACAGCACAGAUUCCAGUGUCACAAAUGACAUUAAAAUCCAACUCUCCUCUACGGCUUGUUGGAACGCCAGCUUUUUGGACCAAAGUGACGAUACCCACUUCAAAACCAACCCAAAGAUCCCAGGCAUCGAUCUCAACUCUGUCAGAAAGCUAUUUGAGAUGCUCAGCAAACCGGCUUUCUCUGGACUUCUGGAACAGGCCUCCAAGAGCUUUGAGAGUCUGUUGAUCCCUCAGCUGCAGCGCUCCCCUCCUGACGUCGAGGCCAUGAGGAUCUACCUCAUCUUGUCUGAGUACCCGGCCCUGUUUGACUCCAAGAACUACAUCCGCCUCACUAUCCCCCUUGCAAUGGCCAUCCUCCGGCUUGAUGCCAACCCCAGCAAAGUAUUGGGUAUCAUACUUGCAUACAACUGGUGGUGUUUUGUCGACGGCGGCGUGUUCACCAGAAUGGUCGACAUGUACAAAAGCAUCGUUGUGUUCCUGCUAACGGGAGGCAAGACGCUGCUCGUACCGGUUUGCUACGAGAACUACUUUGUGGCCACUCUGAGGCUGCUGGAGAAACUCCACAAGGUAAACUUAAAGGCCCACCAUGUGGAGUACAACCGCUUUUAUAUCCCUGACAUCACCAGCCUGGUGGACAUCCAGGAAGACUACCUCAAAUGGUUUCUGAGUAAAGCUGACAUUAAACAAUCAUCCUCCCCUUCACAGCAGGGUGACGUUCCCUCAGUGAACCUAUGUGCCUACCCGUUCAUACUGAACGCUCAAGCCAAGACAACCAUGUUGCAAACAGACGCUGAACUGCAAAUGCAGAUGGCAGUGAGCGGUGCAAACCUACACAACGUCUUCAUGCUGCUCGCGCUGGAGCCCCAUCUUGCGAGGAACCCUUACUUGGUGCUGCAUGUGCGCAGGGACCAUUUAGUAAGCGACACACUACGAGAGCUCACCAUGUACUCUGAUGUGGACCUCAAGAAACCGCUCAAGGUGAUUUUUGACGGAGAGGAGGCCGUGGAUGCAGGUGGAGUAACUAAAGAGUUCUUCCUGCUACUGUUGAAGGAGCUGAUGGAUCCUGUGUAUGGGAUGUUCACUCAUUACAAAGAGUCCAACCUUCUGUGGUUCUCAGACAAAUGUUUUGUGGAGCAGAACUGGUUUCACCUGAUCGGGAUCAUCUGCGGUCUGGCCAUCUACAACUCCACAGUGGUGGACCUCCACUUCCCCCUGGUUCUCUACAAGAAAUUGCUCAAUGUGUCUCCAACCCUGGAGGACUUCAAGGAGCUGUCACCCACCGAGGCGCGGAGUCUACAACAACUGCUAGACUACGACGGAGGUGAUGUGGAGGAGACGUUUCUUCUCAACUUUGCUAUCACCAGGGAGAACUACGGGAUGACAGAAGUCAUGGAGCUCGUUCCUGGAGGAGAAAGCAUCAGUGUGGAUAAAAAUAACAGGAAAGAGUUUGUCGAGGCGUACCUGCGCUACGUGUUCUCAGAUUCUGUGAGCGAGCAGUACUCGGCCUUCUCCUCUGGCUUCCUGAAAGUGUGCGGUGGGGAGAUCCUGCUGCUGUUCCAGCCGUCUGAGCUGAUGGCCAUGGUGGUCGGCAACAACAACUACAACUGGGAGGAGAUGGAGAAGAAUGCCAUGUACAAAGGGGAAUACACAGCCACUCAUCCAACAGUCCGAUUGUUCUGGGAGGUUUUCCACGAGUUCCCUCUGGAAACGAAGAAGCAGUUCUUAUUGUUCCUGACCGGUAGUGACCGAAUCCCCAUCCAUGGCAUGGAGAGCCUGCGUAUCGUCAUCCAGUCCACUACGGCGGAGGAGCACUACCUACCGGUGGCCCACACCUGCUACAACCUGCUGGACAUGCCCCGCUACAAGACCAAAGAGACCCUGCACCGCCGUCUCACUCGGGCUGUAGAGCAGUACGAGGGCUUCAGCCUGGUCUGAGCAGGAGGAGACAUGCAACCGUUUGAAUGCACUUUAACAGCAAUACAACCCCAUGUCGGUGUCGAAGGAGUGUAAUGGGGACUUCAGGACACAGGAAGGUUACUCCCUUUAUAUGCUCUUACAAGUUUGUUAAUCCUCUUAAAUCUGAAAGGUCUAUCUAUGUACACGCAAAGUAUUAUUGUUUUUGUGGCUUUGGGCAAAGUUUCUCAACCUUUUUAGGAUCAUUUGGAAUAUAUUUUUGAUGUAUUGAUAUUUAUUUGAAAUAUAUCACAGACCUGAAAUACUAAAUAUGGAGUCAAAUACGUCUAAAUAUUAUUGAAUUCACACAGAAGGAUUCACAAAUGUUGUGUUUUAUAUCCAAAUAUCUCAAUGCACACACAAAUGGUUAUCAUUAUAUAAAGGUGUAUCAAUGCCUUGGAUUGCAAUGUUGAUGUUACAAUUUACUAUUUUGUCAUAGCAACCCUGUAUUAGUUGAUAUAUUAGUAUUAUGACAGCUGGGUAAUGCUCUCUAGCCUUAAAUGUUAACUAUGUGUUUGUUUCUCAGGUGAUGUUUGUGACUUUGCCAUGAGUGCUAUAGUGCUGCUAACCUCCACUUUGACUGAAACCCAGACAAUAAUGUUAUAUACAGUGUGUACUCAUUCAGCUGAUCACAAAACCACCUGGCAAACGAACAUAUAGCGUUAGAUAAACUAUCGUAAGCCAACGUUCGCUAAUGCAUAUUCAGUAUAUAUAAAUCACAAAAUACAUUCAUGACUCCUGUGUGCAUUUAUUAUUAUUGAGUCUGAUCUAACUGCAUAUAAAAAAUGUCAUUCUUAAAUUCAUAUGACCACCUAAUCAUACGUGUCUUUUGUGACCAAACAUCGAAGGCCAGAGAAGGUUGAGAAACUCUGUCUUUGGGUGUUUGUGUAGUUUUAUUUUUGUCGUCUUUUUUUUUUUUCACAGCUGUGUAUUUUAUAUUCAACUCCUUAAAUUCUAUUUUUUACCUUUUAAAGAAUUAUGUUAUUACCUUGAGACAAUAUUUCUGCUUUUUGUUACUUUUAAUUUAAUAAAUAGAGUGGCUAUUUUUCAACAAAUUUAAAAUGUGUAUAUAUGUAUGUAAAUAGUACUUUGAAUAUAAUCUUUACCUUUUGAAAUUGGGAGGAGUAUUUGUCCCACUGAUCUUGUUAAUGGGAGAGUAUUCAUCAAGCAGAAGGGUGCCGGAUGUAACAUUAUGUAAUAUUAUUUGCAAUCCCUUGUUUCUUUUGAGCUGUGGAUCACAGAGCAGCUGACUUGGUCUUUAACCUGCAUUCAACAGUGUUGCCUUCUACAGCAAAACCUACAUGAAAAGAUGAGUUUUAAAGUGUUUUGUAGUGGUUGUUGUUGUUCAUGUUCUUGAGGGAAAGCAAAAACCUGAUUGUCAUUUAAAAAAAGGUGACACUUUGGGAAAUACACUUAAUAGCUUCCUGGCAUUGAGUUCAAUGAGAAGAUUGAUAUCAUUUUCCAGAUUUAUCUGUUAUAUAAUGUGGCAACCAGCAGCCGGGUAGGUUAGCUUAGCACAAAGUGUGAUGAAACGGCUGUAAACAAAAAACAACACACCCACCAGCACCACUAAAGCUCACUAACUAACGGAUUAUGUCUUUAAAAAAGUUAAAACCUGUAAAAAUAAGAUUUUGGCCUUUUACAUGAACUGUAGUUAUUGACCAAAGCAUUUCUUGGCUUUGACCCAUGAGCCAUGAUCUGGUUAGAAAAUAAAUGUUAGGCCUGUGUUGCCACUGCAAACCUUUAUUAUUCCUUUAUUAGAAUGCAUUGCAUGCCUCUCAUAUUUCAUAUGCAGGCCACUAAUAACAGUGUUACGCUGUACACGUUUCUGGAGUCCCCACUGACAACUGAUCAGAGCCAGGAAAUAUUCGGGCACAUAACGGCACUUAAAACAACAAAUUGUUGUUUUUACACUUUGGUUUGAACAAAUUAGAUACAACAUGUUAAUUGUUGAGCUUUAGACAUGCUAGUUGACAGAUUGCGUAACCGUUGGACAAAGCCAGACUAGCUGUUUCCCCAAUUUCCGGUCUUUUUGCGAGACUAAGCUAACUGACUGCUAGCUGAAGCUUCAUAUUUAGCUAACAAAGUUUAGCUAACAGCGCUAAGCUAACAGAGAUAAGCUAAUGUUAACUCUCAAUCAGAAAGCAAAUAAACGUAUGUCCGAAAAGGUCCCUCAAUACUACAAAAAUAAUCAUUCAAAUAUAUAAAUUGUGAUUAGUUUGUUGCAAAUAAUAAUAUUGUAAUAUUUGUGCAAGACGACACAAUACUUAAAAGCGUCUGCAGAUAAACUUAUUAAAGACUUUAGAUAUAGUCAGUUGAUGAACUGUAUCUAUCACAUCACUUGUUCCUAAACUUUCCCUGAUGCUGUAUUUAUUCCUACAGUCCAACAUCUUAUUCUAAAAGGAUGUUUUACUAAGUUGCAUUGGUGUUGAGGUUUGUGAAAUGGUCUUGCAUUUACAUAUAUUUUUUUUAUAUAUUUCAUAUUAUGGUGUCAAAGUGACUUCAGACAAUAAUUUACUUUGUGUGUCCUGACUAUCGGGGCACAUCUGUUAAGCAAUAAUGAAACACAGCCCGGUAAUGUUGUGGUUAUCCUCCUAAAGGUCUUAACCACUCUUCUGAGAUGUUUUCUCCGGACACUUCAACUUCUUGCUUUGCUCUAUACUGCAUGUACACACGUUAACUAAGUAUGUGUCUAAUUUAAGCUAAUUUCUCCUGCAGAGUUUGGUCCUAUGCAAAGGUUUAUGCGUCCCUUUACUUUUAAGCGGCCUUUUAAUGUGCUACAGAAAAUGUGAUUUGAAUUUUAUUUUGUUGCACAUUUGUCUGAAAUCUACACAAAGCUCUCUCUGUUCCAGCCAACUUUCUUUUUACAUUAAAAUAAUACAGUGCUCGUC
This is a messenger RNA of Cyclopterus lumpus (lumpfish), 6314 nucleotides long. RefSeq names its product HECT and RLD domain containing E3 ubiquitin protein ligase 3 (gene herc3). Gene Ontology annotation, molecular function: ubiquitin-protein transferase activity. The coding region runs from base 241 to 3405 and encodes 1054 amino acids. Lineage: Eukaryota; Metazoa; Chordata; Actinopteri; Perciformes; Cyclopteridae. The transcript is spliced from 25 exons. The record is from RefSeq and is a predicted model, not a curated record.